GUUUGUUUUCACUGCCCGAAGAUGGCGUCGUUCAUGGAGGGGCCGCUCAGCAAGUGGACAAACGUCAUGAAGGGAUGGCAGUACCGCUGGUUCGUGCUCGAUUACAACGCGGGGCUGUUGUCCUACUACACGUCCAAGGACAAAAUGAUGCGAGGCUCCCGGAGAGGCUGUGUCAGACUGAGGGGAGCUGUGAUUGGUAUAGACGAUGAGGACGACAGCACCUUCACAGUCACCGUGGAUCAGAAGACAUUCCAUUUUCAAGCCCGGGAUGCUGACGAGAGAGAGAAGUGGAUUCAUGCUUUAGAGGAAACAAUCCUUCGUCACACUCUGCAGCUUCGGGGUGUUGAAACUGGCUUUGUUCCAAGCGUUCAAGAUUUUGAUAAAAAGCUUGCCGAAGCUGAUGCCUAUUUACAGAUUUUAAUCGAUCAGUUAAAGUUGUUUGAUGAAAAGAUCAAAAAUUGCAACGAUGAUGAACAGAGAAGGAAAAUUGAAAACCUCAAAGAAGUAACAUGUAGCAUGGUUGAAUCAAUUAAACACUGUAUAGUGUUAUUGCAGAUUGCCAAGGACCAAAGUAAUGAGGAGAAGCACGCAAAUGGAAUUAUAAGUUCUAUCAACCCAGUGGAUGGUAUUUUUCAGCCUAACCCUCUGGAUUUGACACUAACCAGCAAUAUGCCUACUCAGACUGUUUUACCAGCAGAGCCGGCUCAAUUAUGUAAAGCGGAGCAACGGCCAUCAACCCUGGCAGUGGGAGCUGCAGUUAAUCCAAUGGGAAACCACCAAACACCGACUCCCAACAGCACAGGAAGUGGACAGUCAGCACCCAGCAGCAGUGUCACCUCCCCCAGCCACAUCAACCUCUCUCCCAACACAGUCCCCGAUUUCUCCUAUUCCAGCAGUGAGGAUGAGUUCUACGACGCUGAUGAGUUCUACCAGAGUAGUUCAUCUCCAAAGCGCUGCCUAGACUCAACAUCUCCAGUGGUGAUCACACACAGCAAUACUGGCAGCGGCCUCAAGCGCCCAGACACAACAGAAUCGUUGAAUUCUUCCAUGUCCAAUGGGACAAAUGAUGCAGACUUAUUUGACACACAUGAUGACCGAGAUGAUGAUGGUGAAGGAGAAUCUGUCGAAGAACACAAGAGUGUUAUCAUGCAUUUGCUGUCUCAGGUGCGACUGGGUAUGGACCUGACCAAGGUUGUUCUUCCCACUUUUAUCUUGGAGAGACGGUCCUUAUUGGAGAUGUAUGCAGACUUUUUUGCACAUCCGGACUUGUUUGUCAGUAUCGUAGAUCAUUCUGACCCUAAAGAUCGAAUGGUACAAGUUGUCAAAUGGUAUCUGUCAGCCUUCCACGCUGGUCGGAAGGGAUCUGUGGCAAAAAAACCUUACAAUCCAAUCCUAGGGGAGAUUUUCAAGUGUCACUGGGCUUUGCCUGAGGGUGAAGUUGAAGAGAACACGGAGCCUGUUUCUGAAGGACCUAUCCCAUGGGCUGGCAUGAGCAAUGUCACAUUUGUAGCAGAACAGGUGUCCCAUCAUCCUCCAAUCUCUGCAUUUUAUGCUGAAUGUUUUGCAAAACGAAUCCAGUUUAAUGCUCACAUUUGGACAAAAUCAAAGUUCCUUGGGAUGUCUAUUGGGGUGCACAAUAUAGGGCAGGGCUGCGUGUCUCUGCUCGACUACGAUGAGCAUUAUAUUCUAACUUUUCCAAAUGGAUAUGGAAGAUCUAUUCUAACUGUUCCAUGGGUGGAACUAGGAGGAGAAUGCAACAUAACAUGUACAAAAACAGGGUACAAUGCCACCAUUAUAUUUCACACCAAGCCUUUUUAUGGAGGCAAGAAGCACAGGAUCACUGCUGAAAUCUUUUCUCCAGCUGACAAGAAGUCCUUCUGCUCGAUUGAGGGGGAAUGGAACGGAGUAAUGUAUGCUAAAUGGAUUACGGGGGAAAGUACCUUAUUUGUAGAUACAAAGAAAUUGCCCAGCAUCAAGAAAAAAGUAAGAAAAUUGGAAGAUCAAGAGGAGUUUGAAUCCAGAAGUCUUUGGAAGGACGUAACGUACAACUUGAAAAUUAAGGACAUUGAUGCUGCCACAGAUGCAAAGCACCGACUUGAAGAAAGACAAAGAGCUGAAGCAAGGGAAAGAAAGGAGAAUGAAGUUCAGUGGGAGACCCGGGUGUUCCAUGAAGAUGGUGAAUGUUGGGUGUACGACAACCCUCUGCUGAAGAGGUUAGGUUGCAGCAGGUAUUAGAAUACCACGACUUUGACAUGGUAGAACCGACAGCCUUUGACUGAGAAUCUUGCUCCCUUUACCUGCGACAGAAAAUUUUGUAUCAAGAUUCUUUAAAAAAGUUUAAUAAAACUAUAGCUUUCUGGUACCAAGAUUGCAUUUUGUUGAAAAAUGCAUCAUUCAGGUUUCAUCUGGUGAUACUUUAAGAGGUUCCUUUCUCAGGGAAAAUGGACUUCAAAAAGAUGGUUGAAUUGUUAACAUCUUGCGAGAGUUAUAAACAAAGGACUUCCUUUAGUACUGGCUGCAGAAUGGCUGUUGUGAAUGUUUGCUCCUGCUCUAGAAAUAACUUUAUGUUAAUUGCAGACCUCCAAGUCAUCAAUACAAGUUCCAUCUGCCAAAUUUUAUGUAUACUAUAAAACAGUCAAAAAAUCAGCCCAAGUAAAAGAUCUUGGAUGUCGGUACAAUUUAUUCUAAGUGCACUCUCUUUUUCUCUCUAUUGCCAUUGUACAGAUGUAAAGAAUUUGCAGUGCAAAACUAAUUUCCUAGAAUGUGCUAUGCCCUAUGUAUACCAAUGUAGGGCUUUACUAGAGAAUCUUUCAUUUCUGUCUAAAAACUUUUUCGUAGAGAUGUGUACAUAUAUAUAUAUACUUCAUUAAUUUGGACAGUCUUGUUUUAAUGAAAUGAUGCAUAAAUGUUAUAUAUAGCAAUGGUAAGAUGAAAAUGAAGCCAAUGAUUUUGCUUUAUAAUUUAAAAACACUUUGAGGCCUUCUUAUUAAUUUGAGUGUCACAUGAUUAAAGUGUAUAGAAUUUUAUUCCGAGAAUGAUAGCCAAUGGGAUGUGGAACAUGAUUGCAGCUGAUUUUCAUUCUUAUGUUUAUUGUAGCAACAUCUUAAACCUUCAUAAAGUACAUUUUGCAAAGAUCA
Callorhinchus milii (elephant shark) is the source of this 3137-nucleotide messenger RNA. RefSeq names its product oxysterol binding protein-like 9 (gene osbpl9). NCBI's taxonomy places the organism in Eukaryota, Metazoa, Chordata, Chondrichthyes, Chimaeriformes, Callorhinchidae. Gene Ontology annotation, molecular function: sterol binding. The record is from RefSeq and is a predicted model, not a curated record. The transcript is spliced from 24 exons. The coding region runs from base 22 to 2235 and encodes 737 amino acids. Gene Ontology annotation, cellular component: membrane; intracellular membrane-bounded organelle; cytosol.